This is a messenger RNA of Chelonoidis abingdonii (Abingdon island giant tortoise), 793 nucleotides long. Lineage: Eukaryota; Metazoa; Chordata; Testudines; Testudinidae. The record is from RefSeq and is a predicted model, not a curated record.
GCUGGCAAACCUGCAGCCUGGCCGCCCCCGCUCCCCUGAUCCGCUGCCCGUCUGUCCCCAGGGCUACACAAAAUCCAUCGACAUCUGGUCGGUGGGCUGCAUCCUGGCGGAGAUGCUCUCCAACCGGCCCAUCUUCCCCGGCAAGCACUACCUGGACCAGCUCAACCACAUUCUGGGGAUCCUGGGGUCCCCCUCGCAGGACGACCUGAACUGCAUCAUCAACAUGAAGGCGCGGAAUUACCUGCAGUCGCUGCCCCAGAAGGCGAAGGUGCCCUGGCCCAAGCUGUUCCCCAAGGCCGACCCCAAAGCCCUCGACCUGCUGGACAAGAUGUUGACCUUUAACCCCAACAAGCGCAUCACUGUGGAGGAGUCGCUGGCUCACCCCUACCUGGAGCAGUACUAUGACCCCUCGGACGAGCCAGUGGCCGAGGAGCCCUUCACUUUCGACAUGGAACUAGAUGACCUGCCGAAGGAAAAGCUGAAGGAGCUGAUCUUCGAGGAGACGGCGCGGUUCCAGCCCGGCUCCCAGGGGCCAUGAGCGCUGGUCCGUCACACUCCAGCCUAGACCUGCCUCCCUCAGAAGGUUUCAACCUGGCCCCUGCGCCCGGAGCGCCCCUCGGACUCUGCUUGGGGGGCCCCACCCAAGGGGGCCAGCCCUGCCAUCGUGCUGUAUAACUGCUUCGCAAUGUGGCCGUGACUGCUUAACCCCCCCAGGCUGUGCCUCUGGGGGGCCUGACGGGGCACCCAGUGCCCCCCGAUUCCUGGAUGUGGAAGGGAAUCUCUCCUGCUUCCU